Molecule: messenger RNA, 1527 nt
Organism: Argentina anserina (silverweed cinquefoil)
Lineage: Eukaryota; Viridiplantae; Streptophyta; Magnoliopsida; Rosales; Rosaceae
Product: probable WRKY transcription factor 74
Exons: 4
Coding region: 462-1403 (313 amino acids)
Biological process (GO): regulation of DNA-templated transcription
Molecular function (GO): sequence-specific DNA binding; DNA-binding transcription factor activity
Source: RefSeq, a predicted model, not a curated record
AUGGGAGAAGAUUCUUUGUUCUUGGGGUUUUUUGGGGACAAUGGGAGACCAAAAAUGACAGAAAAUUUGCGUAGGAAUAUCAACUCCUUUGAUUAAAGAGACCUUCGUCUUUUGCAUUUGAACUAUUACCAAGCCGGAGUAAAGUCUUCUUCUCAUUCAUUCCUUUAAGGCAAGCUUUGUCUUUCACUUCCCAAAGUGUGCACGGUUUUCUCUUCUUUUUGGUUCUCUUACUCCCCUGCUCAUAUAAACCUCACCCAAAUGGACAUCAGCUAUGUGCUUUAACUACGUGUUUAUCUGAAAAUGGGUUCUUGGAGUUGCACAUGCUCUAAGUUUCCAAGUGCUCUUUCUUCUUUUGGAUUGAAAAGAUUGAAUCUUGAGUGACACUCAUCUUUUCAGGGAAGUAUGGAGAUUGUCUAGUUAGAAUAGUGAAUCUGUCUUCUCCAUAUCUGUUUCUGGGGAGCAUGGAGGAGGUUGAAGCAGCUAACAAAGCAGCAGUAGAGAGUUGCCAUAGAGUUCUUGACAGUUUCUUAAACAAACCCAACAAUGAUAUUCAGUGUAAAAAUUUAGAGGUGCAGACUGAGGAGGCUAUGUGGAAGUUCAAGAGAGUUGUGUCUCUUCUGGGUCAUGGAAGAGUCAGAAAGUUGAAGAAGAAGCUCGACUCAUCUUUGCCUCAAAGCCUCUUCUUGGAUGGCCCUGAUUACAGAUCAGACAUUUCAAGCAGAACCCUCCAACUACUCCCAGCUACUUUCCCUCAAAACCCACACACACAAAUCCAGCAAGUGAUUCUAGGCAACCCAGUUUUGGAUAUGAGUAUCAAGCUUCCUCUCCAAAGUGCCAAACCAAAACCAUUGCAGCCGUUACAUAGAGUUCAAGUCCAUCCCCCACAAUUCAGUGGCGUAACCCUUGCAUUUAACAAGCCUAGCACCACACCCUCCUUGUCAAACGCCCCGUCGUUUAUUUCAUGCUUGAGCAUGGACGCCGGUGGUGCGGCCAACUACGGCGGCAAUUCCUUUAGACUAAUCGGUGGCGGCAUGCCGCGGCCGUCUGAACAGAUCUCGCAACAACAGAGGAGCACUAGCGCACAGCAAAACAGCAGUGUAAAAUGUAGCAGCAGUAACAAUUGUCCUAAUUCAAGGAAGAGGAGACUCAGGGUGAGAAAAUCUUUCAAGGUACCUGCAGUAAGUCAGAAUGUUGCAAACAUUCCUGGUGAUGAGUACUCAUGGAGGAAGUAUGGGCAGAAGCCAAUCAAGGGCUCUCCUUAUCCAAGGGGGUACUAUAAGUGUAGCACCAUGAGAGGCUGCCCAGCAAGGAAACAUGUGGAGAGAUGCGUCGAAGACCCUGCAAUGCUAAUUGUCACCUAUGAGAGCGAGCAUAAGCAUACAGUAGUGUCUGCCCAACGCUGAUAGUCACCCAUCCGAGCCGGAAAUGCUGUUCGUAGACCUUGACAUUUUGCAUGAGCCUAGACAAUUUGUAACGACCCUGACUAGUAUUGUCAGGUCUUUAUGAAUCUAAAAGUUGCAUUCUAGC